CCUUGUCGUAAGUAGUUUAUGUACGUAUUUGUACAUAGACAAAAGAAAUCAAACCUUUGGUCAGUUUUUUGUUGUAGCCUUGUCCUCUCUAUACUUUCCAACUCUAGGGACUAUUCCUUGAGCCUAUUUUGCACAGAAAGAAAGGCUAUAGUUCUUACACAGAAAGCCAACAGAAUUGUUUCCAUUGAAACUGGAAAACGACCUUUUUACACAUUGUGUGAAGCAGUUUUCCAAGGUUUUGAGAGGCUAACAAAGGAAGAUUCUGAGAUCGAGAACGAGUCGAAACCUGGUGACAGCAAAACCCGUUUUUGAUUUGUUAUCGAAGUAGGGUCACAGGAAGUCUGAAAUUUACCUUGUCAAAUUCAACUCUGUUAAAAGGUACAGUGUCGAUAGUAAGUUGAACAGGAACUUUGUUAAAACACUAUUUUUCUCCUUUCACAACAUUACUAUGGUGUGAGAUUGGUUGUAUCUAGCACAUUUAUUAUUAAAGUAGCUUCUUCCAAGUCUCCAAGUAAAAUAUUUUCUUUCAUAAAACUCACUACAAGAUACUAUACCUCCAGUGAAAGGAGACAAUACAUAGCGAUUCUUCUCGUCAUCGUCCAACUGGAAAUUACACGAUAGUUUUAGAAGGGCCAGUGUUGUUAAGGCUUUGAACUUGGUUAAGUUUACUUCUGAAACUUUUCAGACUUUAAUUUCCAACUCAUUCGUUGUUUUAGUUGGACAAGUGGAUUUCUAUUAUCUACGUUUCUUUUUUAAGCCUUGCAGUUCAUUCCU
Molecule: messenger RNA, 774 nt
Organism: Galdieria sulphuraria
Lineage: Eukaryota; Rhodophyta; Bangiophyceae; Galdieriales; Galdieriaceae
Exons: 2
Coding region: 19-312 (97 amino acids)
Source: RefSeq, a predicted model, not a curated record